CUGAGGAGGAGCCUUAUAAAUUGGGGCGAGUGGAGUGGGAGAGGAGAGCCACUUGGUCAGGAAACCAGACACAAAGCUUUGGAAGACGAUGAGAAACAACGAGAGCAAGCAGGACAUGAUGGCCAGCUUCCCUCGAGCAGCCAGCCCCUCCCAGCAGCCAACAGGUCCCGAGGACGAGGACCCGAGCCUGGAUGAGUACGACCUCUACAGCCUGGCCCACUCUUACCUGGGAGGCGGAGGCCGGAAAGGUCGCACCAAGAAAGAAGCUGCCACCAACACCAACCGCCCCAGCCCUGGUGGGCACGAGAGGAAGCUGGUGACCAAGCUCCAGAAUUCGGAGAGGAAAAAGCGAGGGGCACGGCGCUGAGAUGGAGCUGGAGAUGAGGCCAGACCACGGACACCACACCCAGCAAUGGAGACAGGACUAUGGAGGAAUGAGGCCCUGGGGACAGGAUCCAGGCCUGCUUUCCCCACCCCCCACCCCCAGGACUUACCCCACCUGACUGAGUCGCCGAGGGGCUGCCAACGGAGCCCUGCCAACCCCAGCAAAAAGACAAGAUGAAGAGCAAAAGGCAGGGAACAGAGAGGUGAGGGCAGGAAGGCACCAAGGAAAAGAAAGCCACUGAGGAAACCGGAACUCUCCG
Propithecus coquereli (Coquerel's sifaka) is the source of this 644-nucleotide messenger RNA. RefSeq names its product nuclear protein, transcriptional regulator, 1 (gene NUPR1). Gene Ontology annotation, cellular component: nucleus. Lineage: Eukaryota; Metazoa; Chordata; Mammalia; Primates; Indriidae. The record is from RefSeq and is a predicted model, not a curated record. Bases 89 to 367 code for a protein of 92 amino acids. Gene Ontology annotation, biological process: negative regulation of cell population proliferation; negative regulation of cell cycle. The transcript has 3 exons.